Molecule: messenger RNA, 804 nt
Organism: Symbiodinium sp. CCMP2592
Lineage: Eukaryota; Dinophyceae; Suessiales; Symbiodiniaceae
Source: the annotation of a GenBank genome assembly
AUGGAAGUCCAACAGGCAGUUGGAGUUGAUGUUGAGGUGCAUGUGCCGAAGGUCAUCUACGCGGAGGUUGAGAAAGAGUUUGCGGCGGUGACACUCCAGCCUCGUGAGAAGGUUGUGGAGGUGCCUGUGAUGCUCAGGGAAGAGCGAUUGGUGGAGGUGCCACAGGUGCAAUCCGUUCCGGUGGUCACACAGCAUCUGCGCCCAGCUGUGGAGUUCGUUGAGAAGCCCGUGGCCUUGGCGGAGAUCUCCGUGGAGGAGCGCGAGCAGCUGCAGGCUCAGGCGACGGUGCUGAUCGAAGAGGAGCUUCUCGAGAUCCCGCAGCAGCAGCUAGUGGAGGUGACGCGCCAGGAGCUGCAGCCCGUGCUCGAGGAGGUGGUGAAAGAGGUGCCAAAGUACCGGGUAGAGUACCUGGAGAAAGUGGUCGAAGUGCAGAGCCAAGUCCUCCCACAGGCACCCGGGACGGCAGGGACCGCACCGCACCGCCGCACCGGUCAGGUGGUGUCAGUGUCGACCAUCGCGGCUCUGAAAGCCGCCAACGACUCUCCUGUCCGGAGCAGGCCAUUCUGUUCGAGCGGCACUCGUGCUCUGUGUCCAAACUCGACUCGAGAGCUGCCCCAGCUGCGGGCGCGCACGCGUGACCGGAUCCCGUUUUUGCCACGCUUGCGGCCACCGCUUCGAGACAGUGACACAGUGACACAGCAGCAGAAAGCGGCACAUUCGGCGCCGCAGUUUUCGGCGCGUCCUUUAAGGGCCGUCUUAGGCCUUCCUUCCGCGGGCUGCAGUGAUGCAAAUGCACACGUUUAG